UCUGUUCGUUUCCGGUGUGUGGUUUGUUUCAAAUCACUUUCUGUUUGACACAAUUAGUCUAGUAGAAUUAACUUUCUUAAAAGUGUUUAUGCUCAGCGAACUCUCAGUUCCAUGUGGGUCUAAUAAAAGACAAGAGAAACACUCCCUGCACUACAAGUUCACAGUCCUGACCAAAGCAGGUCCAUUUCCAGCGUUCAGUGCUGUGUGUGAGUCUGAUCACAUCCAGAUCGCUCGCUACCGACCUGAAGAACAGAUCUGGAUGAGAGAGAAUCUGACUGUAGACGCCUGGAACGAAGCUCCUGGAGCGCCGGCUGAAACUAAAGAUGGGUAUCUAGAUCUGAUCGGGAUUCUGUCCAACCGCACCGAGUCUUCUGAGUUGCAUGUGCUCCAGAGAAUGAUUGGCUGUGAGCUGGAGAAACUCCCUGAUGGAGCAGUGAUCAGUCUGAAGGCCUUUGAUGAGUUUGCAUACGAUGGAAAGGAUUUUAUUAGCUGUAAGUAUAACUUUUUCCCGUGGAUGGAUAAAGUCAUAGAAACCGAAAUGAAUCAUCGAACUGGAGGAAACCCAUUUCUCAAGGACUUCCUCAUAAACUGCACUAAGUGGAUCUCCGCGUUUAACAACACGUAUAAGAAUUCACCAGAUGUUGGUGUGUUUGCGAGGAAAGCUCCUGAUGAUCACAGUAAGCUGGUUCUGAUCUGUCUGGUCACUGGUUUCUACCCCAGAGAUAUUGAGAUGAACAUCAGAUUGAACAGAAUUAAUAUUCAGAACCAAAUAUCAUCUGGAGUCAGACCCAAUGAUGAUGAAACCUUUCAGAUGAGAUCCAGUGUGAAGAUCGACAGAAACCACAGAGGAUCUUAUGACUGUCAUGUCAUUCACAGCAGCCUGACAAAACCAGUUUCAGCAGACUGGGAUGGGAAGUGUCUCGGCUGUGAUCCAGAUUCUCCGCAGGCUGUUACAGCAGGAGUCGCAGCAGCAGCGCUGUUUCUAAUCGCUCUCAUUGUGAUCGCUUACUGCGUCUGCAAAAAGAAAUCAUCCAGGGGUCUGUGAAGUUACCAGUGGGAUAUAUAAGAUGAGAAGUUAUGAUUUUACAUUGAUAUUUUAUCAUUUAGCAGAUGCUUAUCCAAUACGAUUUACAAAUGAGGACAAUAGAAGCAAUCCAAACAGCAAAAGAGCAAUAAUGUGUUUUGACAAGUCUUGGUCAGUCUAACACAGUACAUGCAGCAAUAUAUUUUUAUAUAUAUAUAUAUUUUCUUAAGUAGAUAGAAUAGAAAAAGAAUAGGGAACACUAGUGUUAGAGGGACAAUUUUUAUUAUUAUGGAUUAUUAUGAUGUCGACACAUAUUAUCAUCCUCCACACAUACUGUAUGUGUCUCCACAUCACAUUCACUGUCUGUCUUUGUGCAAAGAGAGUAAAAACUCAUCAAAAUUCAGUCCAUGCUGCAGAUGCAUUAAUGUCAUGUGUUUUGAUCAAGAGCUCAGGAUUAACAUAUAUUCACUUAUGUGCUGAUUUUCAAACAAAAUACAGAAAUUUGAUGCAAUUGUACUUACAUGAAUG
Carassius auratus (goldfish) is the source of this 1552-nucleotide messenger RNA. RefSeq names its product HLA class I histocompatibility antigen, B-58 alpha chain. The record is from RefSeq and is a predicted model, not a curated record. Gene Ontology annotation, cellular component: external side of plasma membrane. Bases 89 to 1045 code for a protein of 318 amino acids. The transcript is spliced from 6 exons. Gene Ontology annotation, biological process: immune response. Lineage: Eukaryota; Metazoa; Chordata; Actinopteri; Cypriniformes; Cyprinidae.